Habropoda laboriosa is the source of this 3419-nucleotide messenger RNA. It is a transcript of the gene Top1, whose product is annotated as DNA topoisomerase I, mitochondrial. The coding region runs from base 105 to 3179 and encodes 1024 amino acids. The transcript has 12 exons. Gene Ontology annotation, cellular component: chromosome; nucleolus. Gene Ontology annotation, biological process: DNA topological change; chromosome segregation; DNA replication. The record is from RefSeq and is a predicted model, not a curated record. NCBI's taxonomy places the organism in Eukaryota, Metazoa, Arthropoda, Insecta, Hymenoptera, Apidae. Gene Ontology annotation, molecular function: DNA topoisomerase type I (single strand cut, ATP-independent) activity; DNA binding.
UCGAAUGACGACUGACUGGUGUGUGUGCCCCCAGUCCUCUUUACUUCUCUCGCUUCUGUUAGUCCUCGCGUUGCCAGAGUCUAUCAGUCGCGUUCGUAUGAGAAAUGGAGCUCGAAGAGCCAACAACGCAGUCAAUUUCUGACUCAGAAAAAAAGGUUAAAGAGAACAACGAUAUAACUGGAAAUCAUAGCGAUGCUCAUAUAAAUGGCAUGUCAAAUGGUUUUGACAAAAAAAGGGAACAUAAAUCUGAACAUAGGGAUAAAGACAAGGAACGAUCUCAUAAAUCAGACCAUAAGGAUAAAGAGAGAAGCAAAGAAAAAGAUAGAAAUCAUAAAAGUGAACACAGAGAUAAAGAAAAAGACAGACAUAAACAUAGUUCCAGUUCUAUUAAAGAAAAAGAUAAACAUGAGAGCAGCAAUAGUAACAAAGACAAGGAUAAGGAUAGGAAAAGUAGCUCAUCAUCAAGUAAGGAUAAAGAUCAUAAAAGCAGCAGUUCCUCAAGUAAAGAUAAAGAGAAAGAUAAAAGCAAGGAUAAAGAACAUCAUCAUAAAUCUAGUUCUAGUUCCAGUUCUAAGGAUAAAGAGCGGCAUCAUAGUAGUUUGAAGGAUAAAGAAAGCAAAGAGAAAGACAAAGACAAAAGCAAGGAUAAGGAUAAAUAUAAGCACAGUUUAAGUUCAAGUUCUGGAGACAAGGAUAAGGAUAAAAGUGUCUCCAAAGAUAAAGAUAAAGAGAGAAAACAUUCAUCAGAGAAGGACAAGGAAAGACAUUCCACAUCUCGUGCAAAUGACAAGGAAAAGCAUCGCUCUUCUGAAAAAGAUAAAGUAAAGCAUAGUGUAUCCAACAAAGAUAAACACCGUCAUGAUAAAGACAAAGAUCGACAUCGUCAUGACAAAGAAAAAUCAAAACAUAGGGAAGAUAAAGAUAAGAAGGAUAAGGAAAAAGAAGAAAUUAAGUUAAAGGAAGAGGUAAUGGAUGUGAAACCUAAUCACAUAAAAAAUGAAGAAUUUCAUUAUGAUGUUGAUCAGAUGUUGAAGCAAGAAUUAAAGGAGGAACCUGUGUCGCAAAUUGAACCUGAGGAUGAUGAUGACAGUGGUGGAGAGCAACCACUAUAUAUUAAGGAAGAAGAGGAUGAAGAAGAACCUGUUAAAGAAGAAGAAGGUAGUAUGGAUUCAUCUGAUGGAAAUGAUACAAGACUUUCAGAUCUCCAUAAUACAACUAUUAAAACUGAAGAAGAAUCAGAUGAAGAUAUGCCAUUAAGUGCAAGAUCAUCCUUGGUCCCCACAAGAGUUAAAAGACGUCUUGGGUCAGAUGAAGAGGAAGAUGUUCCACUUUUUGCACGCAAAAAGUCCAAAAAAAGUGAAACAAAAACAAAGAAAAAGAAACGAAAACAUAAAGAUGACGAUGAUGACGAAGAAACUGAACAAAAACCAAAGAAAAAAAGCGCUAGGGCAUCAAAAGGAGAAAAUUCAAGUCCAAGAAAGAGAAAAAAAGAAGAAGAACAAGAAGUUUGGAAAUGGUGGGAAGAAGAAAAGAAAAACGAUGGAACAAAGUGGACAUUUUUAGAGCAUAAAGGACCAGUAUUUGCACCUCCGUAUGAACCACUUCCACCUGACAUAAAAUUUUAUUAUAAUGGAAAAGAAAUGAAAUUAAGCCAAGAUGCAGAGGAAGUUGCAACUUUCUAUGCACGCAUGUUAGAUCAUGAUUAUACUACAAAACCGGCGUUUAAUACUAAUUUUUUCCAUGAUUGGAGGGAAGUAAUGACUGAAUCAGAAAGGACUAAAAUAGUUGAUUUAAGUAAAUGUAAUUUUAAAGAAAUGCAUGCAUAUUUUCUUCAAAAAAGUGAAGAGCGAAAAGCAAUGACGAAAGAAGAGAAACAAAAGAUAAAGGAAACAAAUGAAGAAAUUCAAAAAGAAUAUGGUUUUUGUACCAUUGAUGGACACAAAGAAAAAAUAGGUAAUUUCAAAAUUGAACCUCCUGGUUUAUUUAGAGGUCGUGGUGAGCACCCUAAAAUGGGUAAAUUAAAAAGAAGAGUUAUGCCUGAAGAUAUUCUUAUCAAUUGUUCCAAUGACUCUAACAUACCAAAGCCACCACCAGGCCAUAAGUGGAAAGAAAUUCGGCACGACCCUAGUGUUACUUGGCUUGCAUCAUGGACAGAAAAUAUUCAAGGACAAGUGAAAUAUGUUAUGCUUAAUCCAUCAAGUAAACUUAAAGGAGAAAAAGAUUGGCAAAAGUAUGAGACUGCUAGAAAAUUAGCACAAUCAAUAGAUAAAAUUCGUGCUGAAUAUAGAGAAGAUUGGAAAAGUAAGGAAAUGCGUAUAAGACAAAGAGCUGUUGCGUUAUAUUUUAUAGAUAAAUUAGCUCUCAGAGCUGGUAAUGAAAAGGAUGAAGAUCAAGCAGAUACCGUAGGUUGUUGCUCUUUGCGAGUAGAACACAUUACAUUGCAUGAGCAAAAAGAUGGAAAGGAGUAUGUAGUUGUAUUUGAUUUCUUAGGUAAAGAUUCUAUAAGGUAUUAUAAUGAAGUGCCAGUAGAAAAAAGAGUAUUCAAAAAUUUACAACUUUUUAUGGAAAAUAAAUCACCAAGUGAUGAUCUAUUUGAUCGUCUUAAUACAACUGUUAUGAAUAAACAUUUAAAUGAAUUAAUGGAAGGUCUUACUGCUAAAGUAUUCAGAACAUAUAAUGCUUCGUGGACAUUACAGCAACAAUUAGAUAAAAUAACAAAUCCUGAUGAGUCAGAAGCAGAAAAAAUUUUAACAUAUAAUAGAGCAAAUCGAGCUGUUGCAAUACUAUGUAAUCACCAACGUUCAGUGCCUAAAACACAUGCGAAAUCUAUGGAAAAUCUAAAAGCAAAAAUAGAGGCUAAAAAGCAAGCUAUAAAUGAUGCAGAACUUGCUGUAAAGGAUGCUAAGCAAGACGCAAAACAUGGAUCUGUUAAAGAAAAAAAGAAGAAGACACUUGACAAAUUAAAGGAACAGCUGACGAAGCUUGAAGUUCAAGCAACAGAUAAGGAGGAAAAUAAAGAAAUCGCAUUAGGCACCUCCAAACUGAAUUAUCUAGAUCCUAGAAUUACUGUGGCAUGGUGUAAGAAGAAUAACGUCUCUAUCGACAAGAUAUAUAAUAAAACCCAAAGGGAUAAAUUUAGAUGGGCAAUAGACAUGGCAGGACCUGACUAUGUAUUUUAACACCGUGGAAGAUUGAUUAUUACAAAGAAUAACUCCCACUGAUUGUAUUUAGUGAAUUUUUCGUUGAAAUAAUUGGGAGAAAAGUAAUGGUAUAAUUUUCUAUAUUUACAAAAGAUAAAUGUGAGAAUGCGGAGACAUAUUUUAUAUAGAACACUGCGUUAAAUUUCGGUACAGACUUUAUAUUCAGUAUGUAAUCGACACAUGUAGUUUCGAAUUGAUCGCUUAGCAAACAUUGCGUGA